Paramuricea clavata is the source of this 1214-nucleotide messenger RNA. NCBI's taxonomy places the organism in Eukaryota, Metazoa, Cnidaria, Anthozoa, Malacalcyonacea, Plexauridae. The record is from the annotation of a GenBank genome assembly.
AUGUCUUCCGAACUCGCUUGCGUUUACAGCGCUUUAAUCCUUCAUGACGAUGAGGUUCCCAUCACGGUAGGGCUUUGAUAUAGUGUUUGAAGUUUAGUUAUGGUAGAAUAGGGGUCUUUAGGGCCUACUAGUGGUUACUCUAAGUUUAUAACUUUAUUAUAUAAAACAUAUAUUUAUAGAUUCUAGUAUUCUACGAUUUAUUAAGGUUUAUUUAUAGCUUGUAAAGUAUAUUUUCUUGUAUAUUUGUCUGUGUCAGUAUAGGUAGUGCCGAUAUAAAUAUGAACAAGCUUUCGUUGGUAUGGAUGCAACUACCUGAAAAUAAUAAAUAUAUAAGGAGAAUUUCUCUGUAUAUUUUUCAGGUACACCAACGAAAGCUUGUUCAUAUUUUCGUGAUGUAUUUAAGUGUAUUAUAGAUGUAUUUAAGUGUAUUAUAAAGUUCCAUAAUUACGGCCUAAUGCGCCACUUUGUUACUUUACUCCAUCUAAUGCCAGACGAUUGUACUUGUCAAAGGGGAGUGCUGGCACUCGCUAUCACAUUUCGUUUAGUUUUUUGUUCGUUUUUGACGCAGGGUGAGAAAAUCCAGGCCUUACUGGACGCAGCAGGCGUAACAGUCGAACCGUUCUGGCCCGGUAUGUUCGCCAAGGCAUUGGAAGGCCGUAACAUCGGAGACCUGCUCUGCAGCGUGGGUACACCAGGUGGCGGAGGUGCAUCUGCGGGUGGAGCAGCUGCGGGAGGGGGUGACGCCCAGGCCGAGGAAAAGACGGAAGAGAAAAAAGAAGAGAAGAAGGAGGAAUCUGAGGAGUCGGAUGACGAUAUGGGAUUCGGUACGUUCACCCCCUUCCCCCAAGAACAUACCCCCUUAGGAAAAGUGCACUAGAACUGCCCUAAUUCCUCUCCCGAAGAAAAAAUUAAGCACCCCCUCAAAAGCUAGUAUUCUCAGAUCCGUGAGUUUCUCUGAUUUACUGCCGGGUAAAUCCCCCUCCCCCCAGAAAUACAUCUCCCUUCCCCAAGUAAUAAAUCCCCCUCCCCUCACCAAAACCCAGAAAACAUCAACUCCCUUCAUGGAAAUAACUACCAGUCAAAACAUUUGUUAAACAAAUAAACAUGAUGUCUUCCACAUAAAAGACAAUGAUAUUUAUCACUAUACAAACAAGCAAGAAGAUUAUCAAGAAACUAACAAAAUUUCUUUUUCUUUUUUAGGUUUAUUUGAUUAG